CUCAAUUAGAAAAAGACAUGAACCAAAAAUUUGUCGGGUUACCUUUGAGCGAGACAGUUCACAAGUGCAGUAUCUCGAAUCAACCUAAUAGAGCAAAUAAGCCUAAAUCAGACUUUAAAAUUCCCGAUAAACGGUUUGUGUGGAUUAAGUUAAAAGCUUUGGUCAAAAUGAGGGAUUGGGAAGAACUGGAUCGAUUUUCAAAGUCAAAGAAAUCACCUAUCGGAUAUGAGCCAUUUGUUGAAGAGUAUAUUAAGGCCACACAACAAAGUGAGGCUGCUAAAUACAUUCAAAAAUGUGAUCCUGCAAUUCGACUCGGCCUAUAUAUAUCUGCAGGUCAAGAAGCACUUGCGUUAAAAGAUGUUCGGUUAUUGCGAGAAAUAAGAAGCAAAUGUGCUGAUCAAAUAAUUGCGCUAGAAUUGGAUGCCUAUAUCGCUCAAGCAACCGCAAGAUAG
Cetraspora pellucida is the source of this 452-nucleotide messenger RNA. NCBI's taxonomy places the organism in Eukaryota, Fungi, Glomeromycota, Glomeromycetes, Diversisporales, Gigasporaceae. The record is from the annotation of a GenBank genome assembly.